UUCACUGUGUGCGUUGGGGCGCUCAAUCGAAAUCACCACCUUCGUCUUCUCUCUUCUCCAAAGACCUAGAUCACGCCUUUUAUCAAACAUCACACGCCCCAGAUCUGAUCCAUAAAUUUGAGACAAUUCCUUAGAAUACUUCAAAUUUCGCCAUGGAUUGGCAAGGGCAGAAGUUAGCGGAGCAACUGAUGCAGAUAAUGCUGCUUUCAUUUGCUGUGAUUGCAUUUGCAAGUGGGUAUGUUAUGGCUUCUUUCCAAAUGAUGAUUCUCAUAUAUGCUGCUGGUGUGGUUCUCACCACUUUGCUCACUGUUCCCAAUUGGCCGUUUUUCAAUCGCCAUCCUCUCACGUGGUUGGAUCCAAGUGAGGUGGAAAAGCAUCCCAAGCCUCAACCAUCUGCCAAUGUAACUCAAAAGAAGAAACCCGUUAAGAAGUAGGUUUUUUAUUGUUAAAAACUUUUUUGGCACUGAUAUAUCUUUAAAGUACUUGAUGCUUUGACAGUAAAUUGCAGUCUUAACAUCUUAUUGUCUUCUCACCCCUUUCCCCCAUCGCUGCAUAUUACAGUGUACAACUACAAACAAUUGUGUAGUUGUGUUGGUUAGCCAUUUACCCUUUAUUUCCUCG
Molecule: messenger RNA, 621 nt
Organism: Cajanus cajan (pigeon pea)
Lineage: Eukaryota; Viridiplantae; Streptophyta; Magnoliopsida; Fabales; Fabaceae
Product: signal peptidase complex subunit 1
Biological process (GO): protein targeting to ER
Cellular component (GO): signal peptidase complex; membrane
Source: RefSeq, a predicted model, not a curated record